Schistosoma intercalatum is the source of this 4738-nucleotide messenger RNA. The record is from the annotation of a GenBank genome assembly. NCBI's taxonomy places the organism in Eukaryota, Metazoa, Platyhelminthes, Trematoda, Strigeidida, Schistosomatidae.
AUUGUAUCGCAAUUCCCACUAAAAUCGUAUCGCCUCGCUACACUGCUUUUUAAUUUUCUAUAUGUUUAGGGUCAACUAUUCUAACAAUGGAAACAAAGGACAAUCCCUCAAAGCCUUUUGUGUUUCCAGUCAUGAAAAAGACAAUCGAAGACCUAUUUACUAAGUCAAAAAUUACGAAAGAUGAUAUCGAAGCUUUCCAAGACAAAUAUUGGGAACAACUUGUUCCUAAUUUCAGUCAAGCACUGAAGCUUCUGGAUAUACACGGAGUUCCAAGACAUAAUAUUUUAUGGAGCAUAAACGAUCGCCUUAUGGAUGCUAUUAAGGCUAGAGUUGACUCGAAGCCUGAUGAUUGUGACCAGAAAAAAUGCCAAAAACUCUGGCAGAAGCUUAUCAAGACGGGAAUAGUGUAUAUUCAUCAUCCAUAUAUGCGUUCAUUAAUUAUGCAGGUUCUUGGUAAAAUGAAUUCGAUUAAAGAAAGGCAUGUCAACCUAAUUGUUGACAACAAAUAUUUAUAUGAUGAUGCUCCUUUACCGGUCUUACGUCAUAUUUGGGUUGCUCAUCCUCACAAAUUUCAAGAGGAAUUAGAUAAAGUUAUAGCAACAUUUCAAUCUACAUGGUCUUCCGCUAUUUUGGAUGCCCUUUCAAUGUCUAUCACGUCUACUGCAUCGACAACAGCUGAUCUCGUCCCAAUUCUUUAUUGGCCACCUCGUCGUCGUAGACGUGAUCCUUCAAUUGUACGGAUUGUUGAAAUGAUUGGAGAAGGACAAGUCUUGUAUGAUAAAACUAUAAGCAUACUUCGUGAUCAAUGUAUAAAAUGUGAAAAAGCGGCUUAUUCACUUAUGGAACAGCAAAUCAAAUCGACAAUUGGAAAUAAUAAUUCAUCUGAGGAAAUAGAUGAACAGCCACCACCAGCUAAACGAAGUAGACAACGUUUAUCAAGUAAAGAAAAAUCUUCAGAUAUAACACAACGUUUAGCUAAUCAACCUAUUCCAUAUAUCCCAUUAGCUUUUAUGCCUAAUCAACCUUCAGUUGCUUCAGCCACUUUAUGCACACUACGUUUUGAUUUAUUGAUGAGUUUAAACGAAGCGAAAAUUGAUCGACUGUGUGUUCCUGAUAGAAUUCAUCGUUUUGUUUGGUGCUUAGAUGCAUGUGUUCGCAAUCGUCGAAUUGAUCAAAGGCAUGCUAGUGAAUUAGCCUAUCAUUUACAGUUACAACGUCGUCGUUGGGCUAAAGAAACAGCUGAUGAAUGUCAUGAAUUAUAUGGAGAAUCUAAUGAGAAUAUCAGUGGAGAAAUGUCUAAACGUGGACAUUCUAGUUCUUCUCGCGGUAAAAAUUCUAAAAGUGGUAAAACCAAUCGAAAACAAUCUCCUUCAAGUACAGAAAAACAGUGCGAUUUAGAGGAUGUAGAUAAGACAGCUGAUGUAAACUUUUUAGAAAAAGAUAUGCAUAUGGCUUGUCGAGAUCCGUGGGUUGUUUACACCAUUUGUACAUCAUUAAUUCGUUACGUACUUAAUGGACUUUAUGAAGACAAAUUACCUCGGGAUAUACCUGAAGUACACUUACUUGUUCAUUUAUUAGUACUUGGCUUAGGCGACGAUUUAAUCCCGUAUUCUUGUUUACAAUUAAAAACUAAAGAAAGUUCUAUGAGUAAACGUAAUAGUACUACCGAUAUUGAUGAUCCUACAUUGAAUUGUCCAUCGAAAGCACUAAUUAGUUAUAUUUUACCAGCUGUUGCACAAUUACAAGUAUUAACAUGGAGAGCACAAGUGGCUGAAGAGAUUUUAACAUUAAGCAAUAAUUUAUGGCCUACUACUAGUUUGGAAAAUACUACUGGCAGUAGUAAUAGUAGUAGUGGUGGCGGGUUAACGCCAUCUAAUAAUAAUAAUACAAAUCAACGACCAACAUCUCAUGAAUCAAGAGAAUCAUCUAACCCAUCAUCGUCAUCAUCAUCACCAUCAUCAUUGCCAACAACAUCACCACCAUUGGUUUGGCAAAAACGUAUUAAAGAUGCUACUCAAUGUGUCAAUAUAACUGUACCAUCAGGUUAUUUAGCACAUCCAAUUGGUUAUUUAAUUUUACAAUAUCAUUGUUUAUUUUGUUUAGAACGUAAUGAAUUAGCUACAUUACGUGCUUUAUUAAAAUUAGCUGUAACACUUGCACAAUCACGUGUAAAUCGUUCCAACCAUAAUAAAUCUACAACACAAUCUCAACCUAUUACACCAACAAAAGUGUUAUGUUCUGAUUCAUUAAGUUAUAAUAAUAAAUUUGGCCUAUCUGUUAUUUUUCGUUGGCGCCCAGAAGUUUUACAAGCUUUAGUUUUAGGGAUUUCACGUUUACCUCAAUCUGCGCCUGCUUUUGUGGAUAUUGAUCGGAAUACACACAUUACUGAAGGUUCUGUUGAAUCUUCUUUAAAUGAUAAUACUGGUCAAUCAGAUUCUGAUAAUAAUUCAUCUAAUAUAUCAUCUCUAGUUCGUACAAAUUCAAUGAUGUCAAAUAUAAUUUCUAACAAUGAAUUAGGAAAUAGUGUUAUUGGUUUUACUAAUGUCCUAAAUUCUACUUGUCAAAAUACUAAUCCAGAAUCUUACUCUACCAUAACAGGAUCAAUUGUUACACGUGCGAAUUUAGCUGGUCUACUCAGAUCUAGUUUACCAUUAAUUAAUGAUGUACAAUUAUUAGCUCUUGCUCAAGUUGCCUUACUUGUACCUGGACCAACGAGUACUAAUUUAGGAACUGGUGGUAUGUCUAGUAGUAGUGGUACCAAUGUAUCUUCCAUUCAUCCUUUAUCUUCUGGAACUACUACUACUACUGUCACUACAACUACUACGGAUGUUAGUAGUAUCAAUGAAUCUGUCUCAACUGCACCUAGUUUAAGUGAACGUGAAAGACUUGUCAAUACAUUAGCAAGACAUUGUAACAUUACAUCUGUUGGUAGUACUGGUACAUUGUCAACUACUGAUUCGAAUUUAUUAUUUGAAUCCGGUACACAACAAUCUGGUACAGCAGCAGGUACAACUGGAAGCUAUAAAUCAUCAAAUCCACGCGUUUUAGCUGCUUUGGAUGUUCUGCGUAAAGAUAUUGAAAAAUCCCAUAAUUCGCUUGCAUCACCGUUAACACCGACAAAUUUAGUUGGAAUUAAGACUGGACCUGGUGGUUAUAGUUCAUCAGCGUCAUCAUUAAAUGCAUCAGCAAAUCUCUUAACAAACUUUACUGGUUUCCAAAUGCCAGAUGCAUGGAUUGCUCCAUCGCCUCGUAGUCCUUUAUCGACUAAUAAAUAUUCACGUUUUGGUGCAGACUCACUACAGUCAUCGAAUAAUAGCAGUACAUCAUUAACUGGUACCAGCUUAUCAUCGUGUUACUCAUCAUCAUCAACAUCAUCUUAUGGUUUACAUUUGCCUAUUGGAACACCCCUUACUAAUCCAGGUCUAAUGGGAGCUACACCUCACCUAAGUAAUCUACAUAUUGGACAAGGUCAAAUGCCAAGUCUACGUAAACUACCAAAGCUUACUCCCUCACCCGAUCUAUUAUCAUCGUUAUCAUCAUCUUCUUCAAGGGAAUUCCGUACUCCUCUUUCGCCUAAUCCUAUUCAUCAGCAAAGAAAUAAGUUUGCCACUGAUACAUUGUAUGCUUCAUGCCCAUCUCCGGCUGUACAUCGACCAGAUGCCUCUCAUGAUAAUAGUAAUAUUGCUAUUCCUAGAUCUCCUUCACCACCACCUUCGUAAUAUAUUAUAUGAAUAAUUUUUCUCCUCCUACUGUAUUUCGUAUGUGUGUGUAAAGUUUUUGUAAUCUUAUCUGACUUAUUAACUCACCAAUCAACUACUGUUAAUUGGGAAUAAAAACAACUUAUGACAUGUAUUUAUAAACUUUGAACAGUUUCAUUUUAGUUAAAAUUCCCAUCUUGCCAUUUGGUAAAUAAAGAAGGAACGAAUUGAGCGAAGAAAUUUCUUUUCAAUUAGUUUUUCAUCAUGGCUCUACACUAAUAUAUAUACGGUUUACAAUAAUAAUAUAAUACUCAUCGAGUAGAUACGUUACGUAAUAAUUACAUAAUGACAAUUAAAUUAACAUUGAUGAAUUGGAAGAAAGAGGAUUAUUAAUAUUCAAAGUGAUCAAGAAGUUGCUACGUUGCGUAAUGUAAGAAACAAAGAAGGAAUAGAAUUUUACCGGAUGGUCAAUAGGAUAGUAGUUACGUAAGAAUCAAGAGAUGAAUGUUGAGAAGUUAUUAAGUUCAAAAGCAACAGAAACAAAAUUACAAAAGUUAAAAAAAAACAAGUGGAAGAAGUAUGAAAAAUAGUUCUUUUGAAGGAAAUCUUAAACUGAUGGCCAGGGCAGAGAAAGUGGUUGUACGAAUCUCUUUUGAAUGCAAAGGUCAGGUUUGUGAACAUGGAUUGCGAUAGCCUCCGCAAUAUGCAAGAGGCGCACUCGUAAACCAUGUGGCAAAUUAGAUGGUAUAUUGUAGAUAACCUUAAAAGCUUUAUUCAAUUCGACUUGACCUGUGUCGACCAAGUGAGAGAGAAUAGAACUUUUAAUCAUUUUAUUAUUAUCUAGUUUCUUUUUUUGUUUUUCGAAACAAAAAGAAAUAGUAUUCAAUUUGAAUAUCUUGUUAAAAAGAAUAACCAAAUCUUAACUGUUUGACAUGGUUUUUCUAAACAUUUAUAUAGUGUAUACUCACUGACUCCUUCAGCAUUUUUAUUUUUUAUUUCUUUCAUUUACCGAUGAAAAUUAAAUGGUAAUGUUCUAACAG